This is a messenger RNA of Ostrea edulis (European flat oyster), 5518 nucleotides long. RefSeq lists its product as uncharacterized. The transcript has 8 exons. Gene Ontology annotation, molecular function: ATP binding; protein kinase activity. Bases 151 to 2556 code for a protein of 801 amino acids. The record is from RefSeq and is a predicted model, not a curated record. NCBI's taxonomy places the organism in Eukaryota, Metazoa, Mollusca, Bivalvia, Ostreida, Ostreidae. Gene Ontology annotation, biological process: protein phosphorylation.
CAAGUAACUCGUGGGUCACCUGCUUUUCAGCGGAACCAUCUAGUCAUCAACGCUGAUGGAUGGGUAGAUCAUGUGAAAGUAAAACUUCUAAGAAGGGAUCAGGAUCAGAUCAAAGAACAAAAAGGAAAAACAGAGUCUCUUUGAAUACACAUGGAAAACUCCAAUUCGCCACCGUUUGAUGAACUUUUGAAGGGAUUACCAGAUCCGCCCUCAGAGAGUCCAGGAAGAGAUGGAGAUAAAUCCAAGUCUGGGGCCAUGGAAGUCUCACGAACAUGGACUGGAUGGAUAUGGAGACAAAUGAUGUACUUAGUUAAUCCGGUACUUUCUUUACUGUCCUUCAGACCGUCUAAAAUCAACAAGAACAAAUCAGACGAUACUCUUGAUAGCAAAGUUGACCUCUUAUUAACAAAGGUAGAUUUUCAAGAUAGGUAUGAAAUUAAAGCAAAACUUGGAGGAGGAGACUAUGGAAGAGUGUAUAAAGCAACAACAAAGUAUCGUGGCAAGGAAAUGGAGACUUUGGCCCUAAAAAUCAUAUGUGAAGAUGAAAAGCUUUGCUCAUCGACCACUUUAAAUGAAAUUGUGCAAAAUAUCAAUAUCUGUGGACGGUCUGAACAGUAUGAACAAUCAAGAUGCCCAUAUGUGGUUACCUUUUAUAGUCACAGGGAAUUUACUUAUAGUCCAUAUCACUAUCUUUGUAUUGAAAUGGAAAUCUGUGAUGGAGGGACUUUGUACAGGUCACCCCAUCAUCAAGAUAAAUAUGACGAUGAUGAAUUUAGAAAAGGACUUCUGCUUCAAGCCAUAUCAGGAUUGGAUUUCAUACACAGUUGCAAUUUAGCACACUGGGAUAUCAAAGGAGAUAACAUAUUCUUCAAAAGCCCCAACGACCACACUAUCAAAUAUGGUGACUUUGGUUUGACAAAAAACAGCACAAGCUCACAAGCUUCGGAUUUGAUGGAUCUUGGGAGAACUUUACUUAAACAUGUCUUUCUGAGAAAACACAAUUUGUCUGGAGGAGAACUCGAGUUUAGAAUUGAGUAUCUGUUGCUUGAAAAUAAAGUUUCCAAAAACAUUCGAGAGGCACUAGAGGGGCUUACAUUUGGACGUAUGAAAUUGGCAGAUGCAGAGAGAAAAAUAAAGGAUAUAGAUGGUGCAACUUUACCGACAAUCAACACUAGCAGUACCGAAUCUAACAUAUGUAAUUUAAGAACAGUGAAAGAAGUACGUGAAGUGGACCCGUUUUAUCCAAAAAAGAGCAGUGGAGAGCUUUUGCAACCUGAAGACCUGAUUCAUUUUGUUAUAGUGUAUUCAAAUUCCAACUACACCGAUGUUGAAAGCUUUAAAAAUUGGUUCCAAGGCCUUAUAGGAGAUAAUCGUGGAACUAUGGUCAAACUCUAUGAUAGUGAAGAGUUUCCAGCUGAUGUAGUGCGAUCAGUAAAAGAAAUUUACAACAGAGCCAUUUUUGUCUUAUUCUACCUCACAGUAGAAUUUACUGAGGAUCGUUUAUCAACUUUUUUCAAUGAUGAAGGAAUGGGUCAAACGACACUCAAUGGUGCAACUACUCGCCAAGAACACAAGAACAAGUAUUCAAAUCUUGCACUGGAACACAAACAAGAUUGUAGACGACCAAUUCAGACUAUGCCUCCAGAAAGUUAUGAAACUCCAGUUGGAUUAACCACUGUAAAACCAAUUGAUUAUUACAACAUUAAAAACCAAAAGGAACACCUGGAAAAGAGUUUGAAAGAACUAGGGGAAACUGCUAGAAGAAGGUUCGAGGACAGAAAGAGAGCUAUGUUUAAAUGCCUAUACCAUGAGAAUGAGAACAAAUAUUUUUCAAGUACACUUGAAAAUUCAUUGUCUUCUUUACAGACAUCAGCUGUGUCCUCUUUGUCAACUGAAGACCAAUCAAACAAUGGAGAUAACAGGCAGUCACAAAUCAAUGAAGCAGAAGAAGAUUGCAGCAUGACUGAAAGUAGAUCUGGAACUGCUGUAAGGGACAACGAUCUAGAGAUGGUGUUUGAUUCCCUUUCACGUAAGCUUCCUGGACCUGAUCUUUGUCAAUUCAGUAUCUUACUUUUGGGAGAUUCAACAGAAACGUGGAACAACAAGUAUAUCCCAGAAAAUUAUUUCAGAAUAAUGUAUGUUUGGAAAUGCAAGAAUCCAGACAUCAAUCACAAGGAGAAAAUAAAAGAGGUUCUUGGACAAAUGGAGAGGGAGGAUUUAGUUGAUGAAAUGGAUUCCUUUUCUAUAGGUGCCAGUUUUCACCAUAGUGAAGAAAUAGUGGGACCAACAGAAGUUGUUGACAGUAAAGACUUUAUCGUGAUGUGUAAUAACAUGGCUCGUGAAUACGUACACGUAGUGCGUUUUCUUGGACUUCAACAAAAACAUAUUGACCAGGUAGAAUGUAACUUUCCGUACAUUAAAGAUCGGAUACUCCAAACCCUCAAGAAAGUCAAAGAAAAGAGGCGAGUAACUAGACAGCAAUGUUGCAUUGCCUUACACUAUGCCGAUCAAGCUCAUGUGAUUGACCUUCUUAACAAAGAAUGGACCAGACUGUGAUGAUGAAAUAUACGAGGACUACACAAUUUUGUUCUUGCUUUACAAAACGUUUCACUAUUUCGGAGAGCCUCAAUGAACUUUGCUCGAAAUAUUCAAUGGAGCACCCUUAUGGCAUCGGUUGGUAAGCUUAAAACCAAAAAAAAAAUUGUAGUCUGCGGUGUAAAUACGUCUGUAGAUUUAGUGUAGUUGUAGUAGAGGUGUAUUUAUAUGUAGUUUUUGUUGUUUUGUUAAUAUUGGUCACAUUAUAUAAUUCUUUUUGUUUGUCUUGAAGAAGAGACAGAUCCUCCUGAAAAUUUGACAAUCUGGUUGUUCGUGUCUUUGGUCACUUUAAUGCGUUGUAUUAUUAUUUUACCUUGCAUUCACAGUUGUCGGAACUUUGUGUGUGUAUAUAUAUGUGUGUGUGUGUAUAUAUUUAUGAGCAGGGAAAUGAAAUUGUACAUUUAUUCUCGGGAAUGACUAUGACUUUGUGUGUAUAUAUAUAUGUGUGUGUGUAUAUUUAUGAGCAGGGAAAUGAAAUUGUACAUUUAUUCUCGGGAAUGACUAUGACUUUGUGUAUAUAUAUAUAUAUGUGUGUGUGUAUAUUUAUGAGCAGGGAAAUGAAAUUGUACAUUUAUUCUCGGGAAUGACUAUGACUUUGUGUAUAUAUAUAUAUAUGUGUGUGUGUAUAUUUAUGAGCAGGGAAAUGAAAUUGUACAUUUAUUCUCGGGAAUGACUAUGACUGUGUGUAUAUAUAUAUAUGUGUGUGUGUAUAUUUAUGAGCAGGGAAAUGAAAUUGUACAUUUAUUCUCGGGAAUGACUAUGACUUUGUGUGUAUAUAUAUAUGUGUGUGUGUAUAUUUAUGAGCAGGGAAAUGAAAUUGUACAUUUAUUCUCGGGAAUGACUAUGACUUUGUGUAUAUAUAUAUAUAUAUAUAUAUAUAUGUGUGUGUGUGUGUGUGUAUUUAUGAGCAGGGAAAUGAAAUUGUACAUUUAUUUUCGGGAAUGACUAUGACUUUGUGAAAUUAAAAAUGAUACAUGUAACACACAAUGAUUUGAAAGGUGCCUUCCAUUGGUAAAUUGGAUAACAUUCAAAUCGAUAAGUCAAAACUAAAAAAUUACAAAAGGUUGAAGGAGAUUGGCAACUCUGGGUAUUGUGUGGAAAUUUCAUAUCGUGAUAUAUUGUGAUAUGAUCUGAUCUUAUCAAUGACACGUGGUUAUACUAUUGAAGGUGUGACACGUCUCGUGUUAAUUUCCCUAAAGGUGUUGCAUGAAAGAUUGAAAAAUUUAAGUUAUUCAAAUAUAUGAUAAAACCAAGUAUUAUACCUCAUAAAAAGUAAAACAAUCUGAUUGGCCGAGGUCACGUGAUCGUCGUGUUUGCCCUGCAAGGAAACAUCGUGUUCCACCCCUUUGGAAUGAGAGUACCAAACCCCCGUAUGCGUAACCCGGACGGAGUUUACCCAUAAAUGUCUAGGUGUUGCGUGAUUGGCUAAUAUCAAGAGUGAAAUUAUUUGGAAUUGAAAGAAAUAUUAUAGAGGUUCAAAUUAAUUGUCAGGAUGAAAAAUUAUCGCACAAAAUCGAGAAAUGACUGGGGAAAUUAUCAUGGUAGGGGUGUGCUUAAAAUGAAGUGUGUAAUUUACUGCAGAUUGCUAUGUGUUGUAAAAAAGUACAAAUAUGACCUAUAAAAGGCACGGGACCCUAUAUAUUUUUUGUCAUUUUUUAUCAACACUUGGAAUGAACUUUGAAAUGUUUGCGGUCAUUUGUUUAAAAUCGAUAUAGUUAAUUAGUGAGAGGGCCAAAGGUUAACAUUGAGGUCUAUGGGAAAUGAAUUGGUACUCUUUUCCCCUUUGGAUAUCUCGUUUCACUUUCGUGUCCAGUUAAAUGAACAAGCCCGAGUGUUCCGAAUGAUGCAGGCAACAACAAACACACAGCCUCGUGCAUUUCCAUAUAUUCAACGUCAAGGUAAACGAAGUUUAUUGUGACCUCACAAUAAGUUCGAGUUAUUGUACUUUGAUAGUUCGUAAGGCACACAAUAUGCGGGUCUCUGAUAUACAUUUUUAAAAAUAGCUUGGUUUUGGUUGGUAGAAAAAGCAAGCAAGUAAAUCAGCAUCCAUUGUGAAUGGAAAACAAAAACCGGUUAUCAUAUCACUCUAAUUCGUUGUUUGUACCUCCUAAUACAUUGACAGCGCGGUGUUAUUGUUAAGGCAAUCUCAGCUACAUACAGUGUAUAGUUGAGCGGACUCCAAUUUCAAAUUUAUUUUUUGUAGUCUUGCUUUGUUUCGUUAUAAUAAACAAUUUAUUGCAUGACUGUUCGGGAGAUAUGAAUAUUUAUUCACCCUCAGGGAAUAAGAUUUUUCUUGGGUGAAUAAAUAUUCAUAUCUUCCUCACUAUCGUGCAAUAAAUGUAUAUUGGAAAGUAUGUCUUGAUUCAAUAAUUUUUGAAAAUAAGUUUAAAAGACCUGUAUUGACAAAAUUAGCCAAAAUAUUUCAAUUUUAAAUCGAGCAAUAAACGAUUUAUAUGAUUUUUAGCAUUAAAAUGAAGGGGUAUCCCCGAAUUUCAAAAAACUGCCUCCGUGAAACAAAAUAAAUUUAGAAUGAACAUGGUCUUCGAGUUUUCCUCUAAAAAAAAACUGUCGCUUUGAAAUUUUGUUUCACAGGGCAUUUUUUUUUUUUUUUUUUUUUUUUUUUUGGAAAUUUAAAACAAUCGAAACGGCUUCAUGGUAUUAUUUUCAACUUCACAUAUACGUUAAUUUUCCACAGUAAUGUAUGGUCUACUGCGUGGUUCAGUGGAUAAGAUCGUCGACUCUUAUUAUUAAAGAUGAUUCAAUUUUCAAAACGACAGAGUUCGACUCCCUUACGUACACACAUUUUUGUUGUUGUUCAUAUUCAGAUUUUGUUUCCCUUAAAACUUCUAGUUUUUAUAAAUGUUUCAUGUCAAAUCUCUGUUUAUUACCAUGUACCGAGUUUGAAAUAAACUGUCAACUUGGA